ACUACUACAACUACAGUAGCUCCUACUACAACCGAAGAAACAACUAUAACCACGACAACAUCGCCUGAAACAACUACAACAACAAUUACUACCACAACAUUUACGCCAGAAACUACAACCGAAAGCCCAACUCUACCAACCACUACAACUACUGUAGUUCCUACUACAACUGAAGAAACAACUUUAACCACGACAACAUCGCCAGAAACAACUACAACAACGACUAUUACCACAACACCUGUGCCAGCAACUAUAACGGAAAGUCCAACUCCGCCAACCACUACAACUACUGUAAUUCCAACUACAACCGAAGAAACAACU
Molecule: messenger RNA, 321 nt
Organism: Apis dorsata (giant honeybee)
Lineage: Eukaryota; Metazoa; Arthropoda; Insecta; Hymenoptera; Apidae
Product: integumentary mucin C.1-like
Exons: 1
Source: RefSeq, a predicted model, not a curated record